AUGGAGACCAACACAAGAACCAACAUAAGGACCAUCCAGCCAGGUCAAGUCUUUCCAAUUACACCAACUGGAGACGGACCAACACAAGGACCAACACAAGAACCAACACAAGGACCAACACAAGAACCAACAGAACCAACGCAAGGACCAACACAAGAACCAACACAAGGACCAACACAAGAACCAACAGAACCAACGCAAGGACCAACACAAGAACCAACACAAGGACCAACACAAGAACCAACUGAACCAACACAAGGACCAACACAAGGACCAACACAAAAACCAACACAAGGACCAACACAAGAACCAACACAAGGACCAACACAAGAACCAACACAAAGACCAACACAAGGACCAACACAAGAACCAACACAAGAACCAACACAAGGACCAACAAGAGAACCAACACAUGGACCAACACAAGAACCAACACAAGGACCAACACAAGGACCAACACAAGAACCAACACAAGGACCAACACAAGAACCAACAGAACCAACACAAGGACCAACACAAGAACCAACACAAGAACCAACUGAACCAACACAAGGACCAACACAAGGACCAACACAAGAACCAACACAAGGACCAACACAAGAACCAACACAAGGACCAACACAAGAACCAACACAAAGACCAACACAAGGACCAACACAAGAAACAACACAAGAACCAACACAAGGACCAACAAGAGAACCAACACAUGGACCAACACAAGAACCAACACAAGGACCAACACAAGAACCAACACAAGGACCAACACAAGAACCAACACAAGGACCAACACAAGGACCAACACAAGAACCAACACAAGAACCAACACAAGGACCAACAAAAGAACCAAUACAUGGACAAAAACAAGAACCAACACAAGGACCAACACAAGAACCAACACAAGGACCAACACAAGAACCAACACAAGGACCAACACAAGGACCAACACAAGGACCAACACAAGAACCAACACAAGGACCAACACAAGAACCAACACAAGGACCAACAAAAGAACCAACACAUGGACCAAAACAAGAAUAA
This is a messenger RNA of Hyla sarda, 1038 nucleotides long. RefSeq names its product proline-rich protein 2-like. The coding region runs from base 1 to 1038 and encodes 345 amino acids. The transcript has 2 exons. The record is from RefSeq and is a predicted model, not a curated record. NCBI's taxonomy places the organism in Eukaryota, Metazoa, Chordata, Amphibia, Anura, Hylidae.